Molecule: messenger RNA, 1014 nt
Organism: Didymosphaeria variabile
Lineage: Eukaryota; Fungi; Ascomycota; Dothideomycetes; Pleosporales; Didymosphaeriaceae
Exons: 3
Coding region: 1-1014 (337 amino acids)
Source: RefSeq, a predicted model, not a curated record
AUGUCCUUCGACUUUUCGAUUGGCGACAUUAUCAAGCUCAUAGAGCUCACAACCCGCACUUACACUGAUUGGAAGAAUGCGUGCGGCACCUAUGCUACUAUCACAGACAACCUCGCGGCGCUGUGCGCACUGCUCGUACGCAUCGAAGUUGAAGUACACACGCCAAACAGCCUCUUCUCGAAAAAUAAGGACGACCUACAACACUGGGAAACUCUGUCAGAAGGCUGUUACGACGUGGUCGCAGAGCUCACCUAUGUCCUCAACAAGUACAGGAGCCUGAGCACCAGUCGAGCCAGAAACUGGGAUAGGAUACGACUCGGUAACAAGAGCAUCGAUGGUUUGAACACUCGGUUACUCAUGAGAAUCGAGAGCGUAAGCGCGUUUGCGACCGUCGUGGGUGUCAGCUCUCAAGGUCGUGUCGAGAACGUCAUAUUUCCAGAGCUGUUGAGGAGGAUGGACGGUAUCGCUGCUGAGAUUAGGAAAGGAACUUCUUCUAUUGGCACCUUGACGACCUAUGAAAAUGACGACAAAACCGUUUGGAAAGAAUUCCGCAGGGAGAUGAUAAGGGCAGACGUGAGGAGUCGGGACAUCCAUAGAUAUAAGGUUUCGUUGAAGACUUACCUCCUUCGACUAAAACAUGAGGGAUUGCUCGACGAAGAGAUACCUGAAGAAGACCCGAGUAGUAAGCGUACAAAAGAUGGAGAACCUUACGGUGGGGAUCUCAAAGACGGCCAACCCGACAACGACAGACUGCACGUGGCCGAUCCAAGUAGUGAGAGUGAAGAGGAUGGGAAAUCCGACAACGAUAGCAAAUAUAUCGUGGAGAGGAUUUUGGAAGACACCGUCUCAAAGGGCAAUGGAUCAGAGCCUGAAGAAGUACCGCUUGCUCGUAUGAGUUAUAGCAAGACUCUGCGACCUUCAAAUGUGGGCACACCACAAAACUACCACGAUGACUAUACAACAGGACCCGUUCCCGAGUGUGAAGGACGCAUCCACAAGAUCACUUCCCUCUGA